AUGAUUCAGAUCUGUGACGAUAAACUCCUCAUAUUUCACCUGCUGCUCCUCGUGUCAGUCUUGGCAUGUGAGACGAGUGAGAUCUUGACUUUCACUGCACAUGAAAGAGGGAAAAUUGAAAUACAGUGUACAUAUGAGUCUGGAUAUGAAGAACAGAAGAAGUAUCUCUGCAGAGGAGAAUGUCCAAUAGUGAUUAAAGGCAAAGCUGUUGAAUCUGAAUCAGCAACUCAAGACGUGAGAUUCUCUCUGACUGACAAUAAAACAGCCCGGAUCUUCACCGUCACCAUCACUGAUCUGAGAACAGAGGAUCAAGGCAAAUACUGGUGUGGUGUAAAGACGGGAUUUGGAAGUUAUGAUUAUAAGAGAGAGAUUUACCUGGAAAUUAAACAUGUGUCCCGAGUGUCUGGUGUGACUGGAGAGCAUCUGAAAAUCACCUGCCGUUAUGAAAGUGAAUUAAAGGAUAAUGUCAAAAUCAUCUGCAAAGCAAGCAGCACGUCCCUCUGUGAGAAAUCAGCUAUCAAAGUUUCAUCAGAGAAACACACAGCUACAGACGAGAGAUUCUCUCUGACUGACAAUAAAACAGCCCGGAUCUUCACCGUCACCAUCACUGAUCUGAGAACAGAGGAUCAAGGCAAAUACUGGUGUGGUGUAAAGACGGGAUUUGGAAGUUAUGAUUAUAAGAGAGAGAUUUACCUGGAAAUUAAACAUGAGCAUCUGAAAAUCACCUGCCGUUAUGAAAAUGAAUUAAAGGAUAAUGUCAAAUUCAUCUGCAAAGCAAGUAGCACGUCCUUCUGUGAGAAAUCAGCUAUCAAAGUUUCAUCAGAGAAACACAGUAAUGGACGAUUCUCUCUGAGCGAUAAUGCAUCUGCAGGAGUUUUUACUGUGACCAUCGCUGGUCUGACAGAAGAGGAUUCUGGGAUAUACUGGUGUGCAGCUGUACAGAGAGGACAAGAGCACAAGAACAAGUGGAUUUCAGUCACUGAUCUGAACAUUACUGCAGUCACAUCAGAGAGGAUGUCACCGAAACCAACAACAACAGCUUCAUUUCACACCAGCACACCAGCGACAGCAGAUACUGCAUCCGACAGAACCGUCACAUCUUCAUCAUCAUCAUCUUCAUCAUCACCUUCAGUGUUAAUGUUUUUUUCAUCCACUGCUAAUGCAGUGUCACCAAAACCACAAACGGGUUUUGCACCAAUCAUCAUGGUGGUGGUCAUAGGGAUACUGACAGGGUUUGGAUUCUCAUUGUUCAUUUAUUUAAGACAAAUAAGGAAGGCAAAAGGGCAAAAGGAAGAAGGAACGCAGCCCAAAGAUGUGGUUCAUGGCCCAAAUAACAAUCUGCCCAGUCGAGAUACGGGAGAAACUAAAGAAGCCACACAUACAGUGUACGAUUAUGAAGACAUCAGUAGCUCACUUGAUCAUCCUGACUAUAGUCUGAUCCUUCCGGCAUUUGCUAAACAUGACGCCUCUGUUUAUGCUUUAGCACAAUUACCCAGCAGCCCCUCUGACAUUCUCACUUACUCCAGCAUCAAAUUUACAGCUGCACAUCAUUCAGACAGGACUUCUGAUGGGCAGGAAACAUGCGACUACACAACCGUUAGACCAUAAAAGACUGAGGACACUCACGGAGACCAGGUUAAACCUGAAUCACACCAAACUGAGAAUGCUUCUCACUUACUUUGUGAU
Sinocyclocheilus rhinocerous is the source of this 1686-nucleotide messenger RNA. RefSeq names its product CMRF35-like molecule 1. Bases 1 to 1608 code for a protein of 535 amino acids. NCBI's taxonomy places the organism in Eukaryota, Metazoa, Chordata, Actinopteri, Cypriniformes, Cyprinidae. Gene Ontology annotation, cellular component: plasma membrane. Gene Ontology annotation, molecular function: transmembrane signaling receptor activity. The record is from RefSeq and is a predicted model, not a curated record. The transcript is spliced from 9 exons.